AUGGGGAGAUUUGAAGCCAGAAUCAAGCGACCCAAGCUCCAGUGGGACGCGGAGCAGGGCCACCCAGACAGAAGACGAGGGGACCCCUGGAGCAAGAGGAAGGCGCGGGGCCGGGGGCGCACGGAGAGCGGAGCGGCGCCGGAGGAGCCCCCUCGGCCGGGGCGUGAGGAGCUGCGGGGCGCGCAGCCGGGCUCGGAGCGGCGAGAUCUAGUCAGCAUGGCAGAGCCUCGGAGCUGCCUCCUGUGCGCGCUGCUGCUGCUGCUGCUCGAGACAUGUUCAGGUUCUGGUUCCCUGAGCCCAAACCAAGACCCUGACCCAGAGGGAGAGCAGGACUGCCUGAGAGCCAGUGAGUAUUGUGCCCGGGAUGCCGGCUGCAGCGCCCGCCUCCGCACCCUUCGCCAGUGUUCAGCUGGAGAUGGGGCAGCCAGGUUGGGGCCUGAUGCCCGAAAUCAGUGCCAGAGCACGGUCCAAGCUCUGCUGUCCAGUACUCUCUCUGGUUGCCGAUGUCGCCGGGGCAUGAAGCGGGAGAAGGACUGCUUGGGUGUGUACUGGAGCCUGCGCCACACCUUUCCGCAAGGAAUGAUGCUAGAAAGUUCCCCCUAUGAGCCUUUCGUUAGAGAUCUGGACUACGUUGGAUUGGCAGCUAUUACAGCAGUCUGGCGAAGUUUCGAAUCCCCUUCUCUGAAUGAUGCUCUUAAAUGCAUCAAAUACUCGUUUGAAAAUGGCACCGGCUCCCGGGCUCCCCGCUGGGGCCCACACCUAGGACGAAGCUUCCCGCCCCGGAGGAGAUGCUUUUCGGGGAGCCGGGGGCAGCUUGUAAAUCUGGCCUCGCUCCGCCCCCAACUGUUCGACGCAGGAUCCGAGGGCCAGAGCUCGUCCCCGCGAGGGAACCGCUGCCUGGACGCGGCCAAGGCUUGUAACGUGGACGGCCUGUGCCAGCGGCUGCGCGCCGACUACGCGGCCCUGUGCCUGCGAGCCGGGGCCCGCGGCUGCCCCCGUGCCCGCUGCCACCGGGCCCUGCGCCGCUUCUUCGACCGGGUCCGGCCGGCACUGAGCCACGCGCUGCUCUUCUGCCCCUGCGGGCCCGGGGACGCGGCGUGCGCGGAGCGCCGGAGGCAGACCAUCGUGCCGGCCUGUUCCCACGGCCCCGGCCCCCGCCCCGCGGCCCGCGCCGCCCCCGCCGCCGCCCAGCCCAACUGCCUGGCGCCGCUGGACGCUUGCCGCCGGGGCUACGUCUGCAGGUCCCGGCUGGCCGAGUUCCAAGCAGCCUGCCGGCCGUCCCUGCUCACCUCCAGCGGAUGCAUCCACGAGGAUUCUCCCAGCUGCCUGUGGGCCUACACUGGCAUUGUGGGAAUUGAGCGCUGCUGUCACGGGGGACAAGCAGCCUUUUUUCUUCUCUUCCCAGGGACCCCCAUCACACCCAACUAUGUGGACAAUGUAAGCACUGCUGUGGCUCCGUGGUGUAGCUGCAGGUCCAGCGGGAACAGGCUUGAAGAAUGUGAGACCUUCUUGGGGCUCUUUGUGGAGAACCCCUGUCUCCAAAAUGCUAUACUGGCUUUUGGCAAUCAGACAGCUCUAAGCUGGGGCUCCUCUGUCUUUCCACCUGGAACAUAUCUGCAAGAAUCCCCUGGGCCCGGACGCAGCCUCUUCAACCAACUGAAGCCCCCACAACCCACCCGGGUAUCAGGUGAAAGCAGGCCUUCUACAGGGGGCUCUCCAAGGCUUUGGGGGGCUCCAGGCUUGACUCUCCCCAGGGAUCAACUGUUCCUUACAGCGCUGGCCCUCUGGUUGCUGCCUUGACUAGGCCAGCUGGCAGAAGACAGAAUGAGUGAUCGUAUUUGUAUCCAUUCUUUUCCAGUGGAAUGGCGUAGUGGAAUGUGAGUCAAAGAGAAGCAGGGAUGUAGAGAAGCAAGGGGUCGCCCUUGAAUUGUCCCUGACCCUCCCUAACUUCAGAUCUCUAGUGGUCUGUGGUCCAGACCCUUCCUACCCUUCUCUCUUGAUACAGUACAAAGAGGAAGAGCUGGGGGACUUUGGGGAAUGACUCAGAGGGCAGAGAAGACAUCCCAUCCUGGAGACGCUGGACUGGAAAUGCUCAGAACCACUUGCCUCCUCUCCUGGGGGCUGGCCUUAAUUCUUGUAUUCUGAGGUCUAGAACUGGAAUUUAAAACUCCUUGAAGGCAAGGGCUGCACACAGUAGGCAAUUAAUAAAUGCUCAUUGGUUGAAGUGAUAGGCUAGCAGGAUUUGAGAACUGCAAGGCAUUCUAGAGAUCAUUUUCCUCAUUUUAUAGAUGAAGAAGAUGAGACCUGUGGCUUGGUGUAAUGCAUAGAGCUGUGGCCAGUCAGGAGAUCCAGGGGAGUAUCAUCCCUGCCUCUCAUUAGCUAUACGAUCCUGGGCAAGUCAAUUGCAUUCUUGGACCCAAUUUCCUCAUCUUAAAAUGGGGAUAAGCUUAGAUUUAGAUAAAUCUUAGAAAUUAAAACAAAAAAAUUUUUUAAAUUUCUCUUAUCUCUAUAGUCCUAUGACCUAAUUACAAUUUUCACUUCACAGGACUGUUGUGAGGAAAGUACUUUGUAAACAUAGAAGCCCAACAGAAAACAGCUAUUUUGAACCUGUUGGAAGAAGAGUGGGCGACAGCCUGCUGGUACAUGGCAUGAAGAGGCAUUUGCACAAAUAGAAGGCCAGGAGGCAGGUGUAGACAACAGUGGCCCUGAAAAAAGAUGGGGGUUUUUGUCACUGUGAGUCAGCAGUGUAACAUGGCAGACAGAAAUGCCACAUUAGUCCAAACUGCAUUUAGGGGGGGCCCAGCCUCAGGUGUUAGCUUCUGGGCACAACAUUUCAGGAAAAACACUGAUGAUCUGGAAUGAGUGUAAAGGAGGACGGGAUUGACUCGGAAAAAAGGAUUAGUUCGAUUCUGCUCAUUCUCAAAAGGUAGAAUUAGGAGUGGGAAAAGGGUAAGGGAAUAGGAGGAUGGGCAGGGAGUGGGGCAGAGUGGGGAGGGGAAGCAGAUUUCAGUUUAUAUUAAGGAAAAACAAAUGAUUCUGCUCAUGAAAAAAGGGAAUGGGCUUCGGGUGUGAUUAGAGUAUCCUUUGUCACAGGACUUUUUAAAAGCAUAGGCCAGAAGACCACUGUCUGCGAUGUUUUAGAAAGGCCCUAUUUAAGGACUGGCUGCACUAGAGACCCCCAAAGUCUCUUCCAGGUGGCAGAGGGGUGAGAGAUUGGGCUAGAAGAGUGAACCAAUUGUCUCCUUUUUGAGGCAACUUUUCUGAGUGGUGUGGGAUAAAGAAGAAAGGGGGAGGAGAGGGAUGUAAGGUGUGCCUGGGAGGAAGUACUGGCAUUGAUCCAGUGAAAGGGUAAAGCUUAGGGGGAAUAUAAUAUUAAAAUAGAACACUUGUAAUUUUUAAAUUUGUUCUUUCUAGGAGGUUUUUUUUUUUUUUUUUUUUGGUAUGGGGGUGGAUGUUUUUAUUUUUAAAGCACAAGGAUUUUUUAACCUUUUGUUUUUAAGUUUUAAAUUCAGGGACUUUUUUUCUUUAAAUAAAGAAAAUAAAAGUCUUAACACUUAAUAAAAUAGAAUCAAAUCAAGGCAGCAAAUGAUAAGAUACAAUGUUGGUCCAUCCAGUGUUGAUUUGUGUUACAUCUCGUGCCAUUUAAUUUCAUUAGUGCUUUAAUGUGCUUUCCUCCGAACAGCCACAUCAGAUGAUCAGGGCAGUGGUUAUUAUCUCCAGUUCACUAAUGGAGUAACUGAGACCUAGUGAAGGAAGUGAUCUGCACUGUGACCAAGUGAGUCAUGGCAGGAACCAGGGCUUGUCCUGACUCUUUCAAGCACACAUUGGAUUAUUCCUGUGAGACUUGGACUUCUAUUUUUUUCACACUCCCCAACUCCUUUCUGAAUGGUCACACAUGGGCCCCCAAACUCACCUGCCUAAAGGCAGGACUUCCUGAGAGCUGGUGCCAGUUCCAUGUACAUGAGGGACUUCUAAGCUCACCUGCCCAUGUAUGUCUGUCAGUCUCCUCCACUUUCUCUCUAUUUCUGUUUGUCUACCUGAGUAUCUGGCUGUCUCUUCCAGUCUUUUCUCCUCUCUCUUUCUUCCUUCCUUCCUUUCUCUCUUCCUCUCUCUUUCCUUCCUCUCUCUGUCUCUAUUUGUCUCUUUUCCCCUCCAUUCUCUCUGUCUCUCUCCCUGUCUCUCUCUCUCCCUCUGUCUCUUUCCUUCCCCUCUCAAUCUCUGUUUCUUUCCUCUUCCUUUGUUUUUCUCCCUCCUCUUUCUCCUCUUUCUCUCCCUCCUUCUCUCUUUCCUUCCCCUGUCUCUGUCUCUCUUUCUUUCCUCCUUCCUCCGUCUGUCUGUCUCUCCCACCUCUUCUCUUGGUCUCUCUCCCUCCCUCCACACACAGACAGUUUCCUAUUCCAGAAGUGUGUUUGGGAUAAUCAUGCUCCCCCAAGGCAGCCUUGGGAAAACAAUCAGAGCUAACGUUUAUCUUGUGCUUAUUUUCUGUGGGAAGCACUGUGCUAAGUGCUUCUCAUUAUAAUUCUUUUUGAUUAUUACAACAACCCUGGGAGGCAGGUGCAUGAGGAAACUGAGGCAAACACAAGUUAAAUGACUUGUCCUGAGUCACAGAGCUAGCAAGUGUGAAUCAGGAUUUGAACUCAGGUGUUCCUGGCUUCAGAUCUGACACUUUCCCCACUGUUGCCACUUAGCUGCCCACAGAUUCCGUUUUUUGACUACUAUGUCAUAUUGCUGACUGAUACUUGACAGAGGAAGACACUAAGUCUCAUAACUGGAGUUAAUGUGUCCAUGGUUACUGUUAGUUGAAGAAGCAAAGACUCCAAAGUCAGUGCUCUAUUCACUGAAUCAUACUGCCCUUAGCAAGGAGUGGGUUCCAUCUUUGGCUAUGUCUUCAUUUUCCCUUAGUAAGGUGCU
This is a messenger RNA of Antechinus flavipes (yellow-footed antechinus), 4911 nucleotides long. RefSeq names its product GDNF family receptor alpha-4-like. The transcript has 11 exons. Gene Ontology annotation, biological process: nervous system development. The record is from RefSeq and is a predicted model, not a curated record. Lineage: Eukaryota; Metazoa; Chordata; Mammalia; Dasyuromorphia; Dasyuridae. Gene Ontology annotation, molecular function: glial cell-derived neurotrophic factor receptor activity. Gene Ontology annotation, cellular component: signaling receptor complex; external side of plasma membrane. Bases 1 to 1800 code for a protein of 599 amino acids.